This is a messenger RNA of Limulus polyphemus (Atlantic horseshoe crab), 851 nucleotides long. Its product is annotated as potassium voltage-gated channel subfamily H member 2-like. The record is from RefSeq and is a predicted model, not a curated record. Gene Ontology annotation, cellular component: nucleus. The annotation marks the transcript as partial. Lineage: Eukaryota; Metazoa; Arthropoda; Merostomata; Xiphosura; Limulidae. The transcript has 3 exons.
UUAUUUAGUUGAUGAAUUAAAAGAGACAAAAAUACAUUUGUGAAAAAAAAGUGAAGUCUGAGAAUAUAAUCAUAACCCUAAAAAAAAAAAGAAAUACUAUUUUCUUUUCUUUCUUACACAAGCUAUGUUUUAUUCCGUUGCCUAGUGCUGUCCACGUACAUAUAUAUACGUGUACCGAGCUUCCGAUCGAUGACGUAGGCUGCUUGCUGCACGUUCUCAGCCGGCAUGGAAAAGAUUUCUAAACCAGGGUAGUACAGUCGCUAGAGAACCGUAUGCUGCGAUACCAGCUUGAUUUUGUUCUACUGGUGUGGAGAUUCCCCACACUUUUAUUAGCAGUAUGGUGUUUUUAAUAUGGUAUUUUUACCAGAGAUAGUCUAGUCCUCGACCCACAAUGCCCGUGCGUAGGGGGCAUGUUGCCCCUCAAAACACCUUCAUCGAUUCUAUUAUCCGCAAGUUUGACAAUUUAAACAGGAGAUUCAUCGUCGCCAACGCUCAGGUGGAGAACAAACCAAUUAUCUUCUGUAAUGAUGGCUUCACCGAACUUCUGGGCUACACACGCGGAGAAAUCGUGCAGCGCUCGUGCAUGUGUGAGUUCCUGCACGGACCGCACACCAGCCCUAAUGCCGUGGCUAAAAUAGCUGAGGCCUUAGAGGACAGCGAAGAACGACAGGUCGAAAUUGUGUACUACAAAAAGGAUGGUUCCAAGUUUUUAUGCAGCCAGGUGAUGGCCCCUAUCAGAAAUGAAGAGGGAAUUGUUUCUAUGUUUAUUAUAAAUUUUGAGGAUCUCACUGACGCCCCCUAUCGCGACGAACUAGAUGACGUGGUACCUUCGAUUAUUGACCCUCGAAAAC